Messenger RNA from Drosophila montana, 882 nucleotides. Its product is annotated as probable chitinase 10. Lineage: Eukaryota; Metazoa; Arthropoda; Insecta; Diptera; Drosophilidae. Gene Ontology annotation, cellular component: extracellular region. Gene Ontology annotation, molecular function: chitin binding. Bases 1 to 882 code for a protein of 293 amino acids. The record is from RefSeq and is a predicted model, not a curated record. The transcript has 2 exons.
AUGAAGUCUCUUGUGGCCCUCUGGAUAAUUCUGAUCCUAAAUAAAACAGCUGUCGCCCAGUUUAAAGAUGGUUUCAUGUUUCACACCUCUAUCUGUAAGGGGAAAAACGGCGGCCUGUUGCCCAUGUUUGGGAAAUGUCGAGGAUACUAUAUUUGCAACGAAGGCAAGGCUGUUGCUGGUUCAUGCGAUGAGUACAGUCGAUUCAACCCCCUAACCCUGCAUUGCGAUGAUGCCGACAAUGUAAUCUGUCCAUACGAAACACCAGAUGACGACGACGAUGCGGACAUGGAUACUUCAGAAGCCGAUACAUUGGAAUUCGACAGUGACGAGAUCGAAGAGCCUCCUAUCUAUACGAAGCCGCCUAAGCAACUGCCUAAACCGAAUAAACAUCAGAUUGCUGAUUUGUGCUUUAGCAAAAAAAAUGGAGUAGCCUUGCCCAAAGCAGGAUCCUGCACUGAGUACUAUAUGUGUAGAUCGAAAAUGGCCCACCUACGCCGUUGCCCAGGCCGACAACACUUCAGUCCAACUCUAAAACUCUGCAUGAAAGCAUCGGCUGCCAAGUGUUCCAUAGGCCAGGUGCAGGUGCAGCUGCAGGUGUCGUCAACGGAAGAGCCCAAGUCUAGCCCCGCCGUAACCGCUGGUCUUUGCUCCGAUGAGAAGCAAGAUGCUCUGGUUCCCCAUCGUAAUGACUGUGGCAAAUUCUUGCUGUGCAGCAAUAUGAUGUUCCUGGUAAUGGAUUGUCCACAAGGAUUGCAUUUUAAUGCCAAGCUGAGGCGAUGCGACUACCCAAAGAUCGCACAGUGUGAGGUACAAAAGAAGCCAACUAAGAGAAAUAAGCGAAAACUGUCAAAGAAGAGCAAGCCGAAAGGAAACCCCUUCUAA